Molecule: messenger RNA, 1039 nt
Organism: Desarmillaria tabescens
Lineage: Eukaryota; Fungi; Basidiomycota; Agaricomycetes; Agaricales; Physalacriaceae
Exons: 5
Coding region: 89-1039 (316 amino acids)
Biological process (GO): developmental process
Source: RefSeq, a predicted model, not a curated record
AUUGUCUUUUAUUGACCGGAUCUUCAGCGAUAAAAGGAUUUUACAAAGGUUCUUUGGGCGCCUAACUCUCUUGACUUAAACUUUCACGAUGGAAGUCGAUGCUCAAAAUCCUACCCAGCCGUACACGAUUCUGCGCAUUAAGCGCAAACGACAUGAAGAACCUCUUGAUGCUCUUGUCAUCGAGUCAGGCAUUCGUCGCAAGAAAUCUCGCGGCGGCAUGGGCGUGUUCAAGUUCGCGCAGACAGUAGAGGACGAUGCCUGGAAUGAUCAGAGGCUGCACCAACAAAUACAGGUAAAAUAUCUGGUUUCUCUGGUUUCCCUGCUUAGUUUUGCACAGGACGAAGUUUCUCGGUUGUCUCGAGAGCCACCGGCGGUGGCACCAGAAGUGCAUCAGAAGACUGUACCCCAACCCCCGGCGGCACCUACCAGUAGUCGGCGUCUGUCGACAGACUUCAAUCGGAGGUAUACAAUCGUAGAUCAAGAGCGCGAGACUAUACUUCCAACUAGCCCGCCCGAAGUCAUCUCUACUAAAGAAUUGCCACCCAAGCAGACAAAUCCGAACUUUCGCGUGUUCGAUGCUAUACCGGAAGACAAUCCGAGCUCUCAUGAGAUGGAUCGACAGUUGGAGAAAAUCAUGCCUAUGCUCAAGGCGUAUCUCAAUGGUGCAAGCUUAGAUACUUUUUCGUGCUUUCUGCGGCUAAAUUUUAGUCUAGUUGACGAUGCUGCAGCCUCAGAACCAGCACCUGAAUCGAGUGACUAUGUUUGGGACGUCUUCUACCAUAGACCAUCGACUUUGAGCGAAUGGAAUGAAGCUGCCGCCGUUGGAACACUAACGGGUCUUCCACCUUCCCUCACGGAUCCUUAUGACUCUGACUCCGACUCUGAAAUAGAGGAUGAAGCGGACGAGGAUUCAAAUGCGGAGGAAUAUUAUAAAAACGAUUAUCCUGACGAAGAAGAACUAUCAGACUGGAGCGGAAGUGGCGAUGAAUUCCAUGAACACUCGGAUCACGAAGAUUUUUAUCGUUACGAUUCAGAAUAA